AUGGAGGGCCUCUUUUUCAACGUCAAUAGCGGCUAUAUCGAGGGGAUUGUCCGUGGAUAUCGGAACAGCUUGCUUAACGGGCAACACUAUUCAAAUCUGACACAAUGUGAGACUAUUGAUGAUGUUAAACUGCAGCUGGCUCCUGCAUAUGGCGACUUUCUCGGAGCUCUUCCUCCCAACCCCUCCACCUCUGCCCUGGCUGGCAAGAUGACCGACAAGCUUGUUGCCGAGUUCCGGUACCUCCUCGCACAGGCCACAGGGUCUACCGCAAGAUUCCUAGAGUACCUCACAUACGGCUAUAUGAUCGAUAACGUCGCUUUACUCAUCACCGGAACGCUGCACGAACGUGACACUCGGGAGCUUUUGGAGCGGUGCCACCCCCUUGGAUGGUUCGAAACCUUACCCGUACUGUGCGUCGCGACGAAUAUCGAAGAACUAUAUAACUCUGUGCUGGUCGAAACUCCGCUGGCUGGCUUUUUCAAGGGCAGCCUAAGCCACCAGGACUUGGACGAACUCAACAUUGAGAUUGUGCGGAACACACUGUACAAGAACUACCUGGAAGACUUCUACAAAUUUGUCACCACACAUCCAGACUUCAAGGGAACGCCAACACAAGAAGUAAUGGCGGAAAUUCUUGAAUUCGAGGCGGAUCGACGUGCUAUUAACAUCACACUGAACUCUUUCGGCACGGAGCUCUCUAAGCCUGAGCGGAGGAAGCUCUACCCCGAAUUCGGCAAAUUAUAUCCCGAAGGGUCACUGAUGCUUUCUCGGGCCGACGAUAUUGAAGCUGUCUCGCUGGCCGUCAGUAUAUCCGCGGACUACAAGGCAUUCUUCGAUGCCGUCGGUCUCACCCAAGGCGGAGGUGGUCUUGGCGGCAUGGGUGGCUCUGAUGGAAAGAGCCUGGAGGAUUUAUUCUAUCAAAAGGAAAUGGAGAUGAGCAAGCUCGUUUUCACCCGACAGUUUACUCCUGCUAUAGUAUACGCCUGGAUGCGGCUAAAGGAACAGGAAAUUCGCAAUGUCACCUGGAUCUCUGAGUGUAUUGCCCAAAACCAGAAGGAGAGAAUCGGAAAUUUCAUAUCCGUCUUCUGAGUUCGUUUAGCCUGUAUCUUCAUAUCUUCCACAACCCGUCACCAGCGGACUCACUUCUGCCACGUCCUCAAUAUUUCUGUUUUUACUU
Molecule: messenger RNA, 1177 nt
Organism: Aspergillus nidulans FGSC A4
Lineage: Eukaryota; Fungi; Ascomycota; Eurotiomycetes; Eurotiales; Aspergillaceae
Product: H(+)-transporting V0 sector ATPase subunit d
Exons: 4
Coding region: 1-1089 (362 amino acids)
Biological process (GO): proton transmembrane transport; vacuolar transport
Cellular component (GO): proton-transporting V-type ATPase, V0 domain; proton-transporting V-type ATPase complex; vacuolar proton-transporting V-type ATPase, V0 domain
Molecular function (GO): proton-transporting ATPase activity, rotational mechanism
Source: RefSeq, a predicted model, not a curated record